AUCACCGCCAAAAAGGCCUCUGUAUAAAUUCAAAGCCCCAAUUUUUUUCUUCACUAAUAUUUUCUUCUUUAGCUCCAGACGUUAUUGACACUUUCAAGCUCAAUUACCAUACCAUUGUUUGCUUGAGGCUUCAGAGAGGUUUUCAAUGGCAUCAAAGCGGAUUAACAAGGAGUUGAAGGAUCUGCAGAAGGACCCUCCUGUAUCAUGCAGUGCUGGCCCUGUUGCUGAUGAUAUGUUCCACUGGCAAGCAACAAUCAUGGGCCCAGCAGACAGUCCUUUUGCAGGGGGAGUCUUUCUUGUUGCCAUUCACUUUCCCCCAGACUAUCCUUUCAAGCCACCCAAGGUUUCUUUCCAAACAAAGGUUUUCCAUCCUAACAUCAACAGCAAUGGAAGCAUCUGUCUUGACAUUCUCAAGGAGCAGUGGAGCCCAGCCCUUACCAUAUCCAAGGUUCUUCUGUCAAUAUGCUCACUUCUUACAGAUCCAAAUCCUGAUGACCCUCUGGUGCCUGAGAUUGCUCACAUGUACAAGACUGAUAGAGCCAAAUAUGAGAGCACUGCCCGCUUAUGGACCCAGAAAUAUGCAAUGAAUUAAGGGUAUGCCAGGAUGUCAUGCUUGAUCCCUAUUAGUAAAUAAUAGAAAUAACUUUGUCUGGAUAUUAGAAAAACAUCUUUGAUAAGUAUUAUUACUCUUAAAUUAUAAGCUGAAACAGGUCCUCUAGUA
Durio zibethinus is the source of this 721-nucleotide messenger RNA. Its product is annotated as ubiquitin-conjugating enzyme E2-17 kDa-like. Lineage: Eukaryota; Viridiplantae; Streptophyta; Magnoliopsida; Malvales; Malvaceae. The record is from RefSeq and is a predicted model, not a curated record.